Messenger RNA from Lachancea dasiensis, 1143 nucleotides. The record is from the annotation of a GenBank genome assembly. Lineage: Eukaryota; Fungi; Ascomycota; Saccharomycetes; Saccharomycetales; Saccharomycetaceae.
AUGAAUGAGAGAAAUCACGACUGGGAUGCCAUGGUCGAGCAUCAAGAUGGAGAUCUCGGGGCCAUGGAGAAAACCCAAUUAGAACGGCUUUCUAGCGACUACUUGAAGCCGAAUAUCGGGUUGAUAUAUCUUUUGACAGCAAACUUGUUCAACAGUGCAAUGGUUGUUUCGACCAAGCUGUUGGAAACAGAUCCUAGCCUGGAAAAGCCGAUAACACCAUUGCAGAUCCUGGCAGUGCGAAUGAUUAUCACAUAUGGGGGAACACUUAUCUACAUGUAUAUGAACAGAUCGAAAAUAGAACAUGUGCCGUGGGGACCGCCAGGCUUGCGAAAGUGGUUUGUGCUUCGUGGCGUUUUUGGAUUUUUCGGGGUGUUUGGGAUGUACUAUGCUUUGAUGUACCUUUCGGUUCCGGACGCUACAGUGAUUUCGUUUCUCGGCCCGUCGCUGACAGGUAUUAUGGCCUGGAUGAUAUUGCACGAGCGAUACUCAAAAAUUGAGGCCUCGGGUGCUUUUGUUUCGCUGUUCGGCGUUGUAAUGAUCGUACGGCCAGCUUUUCUGUUUGGAAGCCCCGACAAUCGGCCUGCCAAUGACGCCGUUGAGUCGAACAGUCCACGGGACCGCCUAGUUGCCUCGCUGAUCGCUCUGCUGGGUGUCUUUGGCGCAUCUAACGUCUAUAUCAUCAUCCGCCACAUAGGUAACAGGGCCCAUGCGAUCAUGACAGUUUCUUACUUUGCGCUCAUUGUAUCUGUCAUAUCCGUGGUAGGAAUCUGCACGAUCCCAUCUAUAGGCUUCCAGACUCCACAAACCAGCCGCCAGUGGCUCUUGUUUUCCAUCAUUGGAUUUUCGGGCUUUUUCAUGCAACUCCUCUUGACUAUGGGGAUUCAGCGAGAGCGUGCAGGUCGAGGCGCUUUCAUGUCAUACUCGCAGAUCCUUUACGCUUUGCUGUGGGAUCUCUUAAUUUGGAACCACCUACCCGGAUUGUGGUCUUGGUGCGGAAUAGUCAUCAUAAUCGGCUCUGCGAUUUGCGUGCUCAAGUACAAGCCGAAGGCCGAAGCACCAGUUUUGACCGACCAAGAGGCCAACCGCGCCAUUCAACUGCAGGAUCUUGAAGUCGACGAAGCACAUCAGCAAACCAAGGGGUAA